AUGGCACUUCGAUAUUCAGCAGAGUUCCUGCUGCACCUGCGCGACUCGCCACUAUGUAUCAAACCAGACGGUUUCCCUCCUCUCGAGGAGUGGAUGGGCGCUCAAGCAGAGCAACAGACCCGAACUCAAAGUAAGAUCCUCAGUGACAGGUCACGCAACGACGAUGCCUUCUCCAUGGACCAGUCCAACCGUCGAUCCGGAGCUGAGCGCCACAUUUCCCGCAACAGCGCGAGUUGGUUCAUCCCUACCAUCGCGAAGCAUCCAGAUGAAAUAGUCUUUGCGCCUCCGCGAACCAACUUUUCCUCAUCUCGAAGCAAAUUACUAGACGGCGACAAGGCCGCCAAGGAAUUAGAACAAGGCCGAUUCGGUAUUCGCAGUGCUGAGAAUGACCGCACACGCGAUGGUAGAGGUAACGGGCUUCGCCGGCGCGGUGAUAGUGACCUUGAAGGCGAAGGCUGGAGUACCGUGAAGCCUCGCAAGAGCUUCGGCGCCGAAGGUGCGGAGCGUUUCUCCGGCAAAAUGGGCGGCAACUACCGCGACGAGGUCAAGCCCAGUGACCGCGACGGAAACAGAGACCGCCCAAGCAAGACGACUGAUGCUUUCGGUCGCGACAAGGACAGAGAUCCCGAUGGUCGUACUCGCAAUGGCUUGGGCAGAAAAUUGGAGCCCUGGAACAAGUCGGAUGCCAACGCUGACGUUGCCACACCUGAGCGACGGGAUCGUGACCGAACGAAAAGCUGGCGAGAGCGCGAUGCAGAAGCUCCCGCAGAGAAUCCCCGAGGCGGCGAUAGACGCUGGGGCAGAGAUCGCGAUCAGCGGGCAGAGCGUGAACCGGAGUGGUUCGAUGAGCCUGCCAAAGAGCAGCGUGAUGUCCACACUCAGCAAGACUUUCAAAAGUGGAUGGAGCAAAUGAAGAAGGCUAAGAACGCUCAGGAGAACCAAGCCACUGAAACAGUCGAGCCCGAGAAGCCCGCCAAGUCUACACCCGUUAUUGAACAGGGCCCAGACAAGUUCUUCAUGGCCUUUGGUGGCGAAGCCACCAUUGACAGCCAGCCACAGGCCGAGCAGACAGAAGGGACCAGCAAACCUAAGCCUGCCGGUAAAUCGUCUCGUUUCACCUCAUUCUUUGGCGGUGGCCAAGAAGAACCUCGACAGGGCACGGAACCGUCCACGCCAGCAACUGCAGCACCGUCGGUGCCACCCGGGUUUGCUCACCUCUUCGGCGGGAUGGCUCCCGCCAGCGGCCGUGGCGGAUCUGCUGGGCCCGAGGACGAGAAGCAAGCGUUUGCGCAAUUGCUUGCCAAGCUGCAAAAACAGACUGUCAGCAACACACCGCCCGGUCUAUCGCUAUUCUCUCCCCCACAACAGACUGCCAGUGAGGUUGGCAAGAAGAGCGCUGUCACAUCGCCGGAGCCGUAUCAGCAAUACGGGAAUGACGGCAGAGAAGGACCUACUGCCAGACCUCAGCAGCAACAGCAGCAGCAGCAGCAGCAGCAGCAGCAUGCAAUCCACGCCCCCCGUCCCCAGCCGCAGAACGCCCGUCCUGACCAGCUGCUCCAGGAUCUCGUCGGUCACCACCAGCGGGCUUCUAGUCAAAGCUCGUCGCAACGUGAUCCCUCCAUGGUCAAGAACAACAGCAACACCGAGUUUCUCAUGAACCUCAUGCGCGCGGGCCCUCCCAACACCCAGCGUUCCGAGCAGCUGCAGGCCAUGAUGGCUCAUGGCGGACACAUGUCGCAGAAACCGUCGCCCUUAUCUCCCAUGAACGAGCGCGACGCCCACGCUCAGCAGCAGCAGAGCCGUCCAGGCCCGCCACCAGGAUUCCCCGCCUUGGACGACUCGUUUCGCUCGUCAGAUGCCGAAUCGCGACCGAACCCGACGCAGAUUCUCCAGCGACCACCUCCUCCCCCAGGCUUGGACCACAUGCCGCCCAGCUGGAUGCAUGGCCCCGGUCUCCCUCCCGGCGUUGGUGGUCCACCUCCCGGCCAGCAACGCGGAGGCGGCGGCGGACCUAUGGUGAUUCCGCCCCCUGGGCUCCCCGGCGGCCCUCCCAGCCGCACCAUGCCCAUGCCGCACAUGUUUCCGCCCAACUUUCCCCCGGGAGCCAUGCCGCCACCACCGCCUGAGAUGCGCGGCAGCAUGCAUAUGCCCCCGCCGGGCUUCUUCAACGGACCUCUUCCACCGCACGGCUUUGGCCCUCCGCCAGGUAUGCCCAGCUUCAACGGCAUGCCACCCCCGGAUCCACGCGCCUUUGGCAGCCCGCCUUUUGACGGACGUGGCAUGCCCCCGCCCCCGUCGUCUGCCGAAGCUGGCCGCAACGGUGGCUAUGGACGCCAGUAA
Beauveria bassiana ARSEF 2860 is the source of this 2340-nucleotide messenger RNA. RefSeq lists its product as uncharacterized. The coding region runs from base 1 to 2340 and encodes 779 amino acids. The record is from RefSeq and is a predicted model, not a curated record. The transcript has 3 exons. NCBI's taxonomy places the organism in Eukaryota, Fungi, Ascomycota, Sordariomycetes, Hypocreales, Cordycipitaceae.